GCACUUAAUCUUGUACACUAGGUGGCGGUAAUACUCCUAAGGAGUGAGCAGCCAGUAACAAGUAGUAGUAGAAGAAGACCGUCGUCAGUUUAGUUCUCGCGCAUGCGUCAUGGAGCUCUCGUGAACGAACGUCAGAGGCCUACAAGAGAGAAAAUGAAUAGUUGAAUAAAGUCGUUCUUUUGUUUGUUUGUUUUUUCGCACGAAAAGUAUUAUCGUCGCUUGAGAAACGUAUGGUUGAGCCACUGUAGUGGCAUGGACUAUUUAAACAUUUUCUUCACUGACUUUCUGGACGGACAAGUUUUGGCCCCCUUAAAGCCAAUGGAGGAGUAUUCCAGCGCUCAUAUUUAAUCACAAAAAUAUUAAUUUGUGAUCCGAAGAUGAACGAAAGACUUACAUGGUUGGAUCAACACGAGGCUUCUGACUCUCAGCCUGAGAAAAGGAUUGUACUUCUUGGGAAAACCGGAGAUGGAAAGAGCAGCGCCGGGAAUACGAUUCUCAAUCAACAAGUCUUCAAGAGCAAAGCUUCGCCUGAAUCAGUGACGGCUGAAUGUGUCAGCGGAGACCGGAAGGUCCACGGCAAAAAGAUCACCGUUAUUGACACGCCUGGACUCUUCGACACCGGUCUGAAUGAGGAGGCCAUCAAAUCUGAGAUCAUUCGGUCUGUGAUCGAAAGCUCUCCGGGUCCAGACAUGUUCACCAUCGUCCUGAAGGUCGGGAGAUACACGGGAAAAGAGUUGGAGGUCGUGGAUAAAAUCGUGGAGUAUUGUGGAGAAGACACCUUCAAUCAUUCAGUGGUUUUAUUCACUCACGGAGAACAGCUAGAAGGUCAGACCAUCGAUGAGUUUGUCAAGAUGAGUCCAAAGCUACAGGAGCUGGUUGAUAAAUGUGGAGGCCACUGUCACGUCAUCGACAGCAUAUACUGGAAAAGACGUCAAAUGGGAUACAGGAGCAACAGAGUCCAGGUGAAGAACCUGCUGGAGACCAUCGAGCAGAAGCUGAAGGACAAUCAGAACGGCUGCAACACCAACGAGCUGCUUCAGAUCGUGGAGGAGGAGAUUCAAGAGGAGAUGAAGAACAUAAACGAGGACAGUCUGUCGCCACAAGAGAAGCGAGAAGAAGCGAAAAAGGUUGUGCACAAAAAACUUAUGGUUAAGCUGGCGGGAGUGACCACGGGAACACUAACCGGUGCGUUUCUGGGCAUCGGUGUCGCUGUGGCCUCCGUCGUCACUUUACUGAAAGCCGCUGAUGUUCCCGGAGUAAUAAAUGCCGGAACCGUAGCCGGGGCCGCGGGAGCCACGGGGAUAGCAGCAGGAGUAGCGGCGGUGAAGGCGGGGAUCGCCGCCGCCGGGAUCGGAGUGACUGGUUCUGGUAUCGCUGCAGCUGCAGGUGUCGCUGUUGGAGUCGCGGCUCUCGCCGGAGCGAUCGGAGGAGGAGUUACCGGAUGCAAAGCCGCAGAAGAAACGGAUUCGGUGUGUGACGCAAUAAAGAACGCCGCGAAACUCAACUAUGAGAAUGCCAAAGGUGUGGUGAAAAAGGCAAAGAUUUUUUGGUGAUCUGUGUGAUUAUUUAACUCUAGGAUGACAUGAUUGUUGCAUGAUGCAUGUGGAUUUUUUUUUAAUUCUCACUAUUACGUAUAGGCUAAGCUGCCACAUUAUAUUAUUUUUGCAAAGUGUUGGUUUUAUUGGUUGAAAUUUAAUUUGUUGCAAAUAUAAUACUGAAAACUGUUAUUACUUGGAAGGUGCGGCGAAAAAUAUUAACCCAAACAGUUGUAGGUGAUCUAAGAUUAAGAGAAGACUAUUAUCUCUAUUUUAAUGCAUGGGAUUUGUUUUUAAUUCACUCUGCAUUAUAUGAACAUGCAGCCAUUAUUUUUUUAUAAUAUGUAUUGUGUCAAUAAAAAUUAAAUAUUCCUCAGAUCUCC
Molecule: messenger RNA, 1918 nt
Organism: Cyprinus carpio (common carp)
Lineage: Eukaryota; Metazoa; Chordata; Actinopteri; Cypriniformes; Cyprinidae
Product: GTPase IMAP family member 7-like
Exons: 2
Coding region: 378-1553 (391 amino acids)
Molecular function (GO): GTP binding
Source: RefSeq, a predicted model, not a curated record